AUGGAUCAAGAUAGAGUUGAGGUAUUGGAUCCGGUUCAUAAUGGGAAUUUGAUUCAUUUGGUUGAAGGAGUUGCAAUUGCAAGAGAUAGUAUAAGUGGAGAAGCUGAAACAUCGAGAGAGGUGGAUGAGAAUUUGGGGUCCGAUAAGGAGCUAAAGGAGGAAGUUAAGGGCGAAGACAAGCAUGGUCGGGAAAAUUCCGGUGAUAAAUUACCCGGGGUUGAUCAGGGAACCAGUUAUAAUUCAAACCAUUUGGUUAAUCAAGAAGUGAUUGAAACUGUGGUUGUGAUUGAGUCCGUUCAGACUGAGUACAUCAAUGAAGAUAAUAGGAAAUUGGAAGUGAAAGAUGAUGAAUUAGGGUUGAGCUUGGUUUCCACUAAAGCACCAAAAGAGGUGUCUGAAAUUGAUAAAAGUUCGUGUGUGAUUGAUAUAAAGUGCAGCAGCCACAAAAAGUUAUAUGAGAAUUCUGAAGGUGAAACGAUUUGUAGGAUUUGCCAUCUGACUUCUGGUCAGUCUUCGGAUGCAACAAUUAUUGGCACUGCUAAUAGUGCUACAAGUGCAGAUUUGAUUCAGCUUGGUUGUUCGUGUAAAGAUGAGCUAGGCAUUGCGCACGUUCACUGUGCUGAGGCCUGGUUCAAGCUCAAGGGGAACAGGUUAUGUGAAAUAUGCGGUGAGCCUGCAAAAAAUGUUUCAGGUGUUACUAGUAAUGGAUUUAUGGAGGAGUGGAAUGAAAGAAGAUUCAUGGACGACGACAGUAACUCAUCCCCCAGGGUAGUUGGAUGCUGGCGAGGACAGCCAUUUUGUAACUUCUUGAUGGCAUGCCUGGUAAUAGCGUUUGUUCUGCCAUGGUUUUUUCGUGUAAAUAUAUUCUAG
This is a messenger RNA of Sphenostylis stenocarpa, 870 nucleotides long. The record is from the annotation of a GenBank genome assembly. NCBI's taxonomy places the organism in Eukaryota, Viridiplantae, Streptophyta, Magnoliopsida, Fabales, Fabaceae.